GCUAAAAUGAAUCGAACUUCCCUGUGCUACUUGACUAUCAGUCCGUGCAUGCGUGGACAGCCCUCCUUCUGUUCAUUUCCCAGCAGCACUACAGGGAGCAAUGUCUGUGAGAAACAGCUGUUUCCUUCGACAAGGACUCUAGUUAUGGAGUUUGAAAGUAAAAUAUACCCUCAAAUUGGUGGAUAUGGGCGAUACAACAGGAUCAUAACGCUUUUCAGCUGGUUUCCAAACUUUGCGGUUUCGUUGAAUCUCUUAAGCGAUGUUUUCUUCACGCUCAUUCCCGAGUCUUACCACUGCAACCCUGAUCUGGCGUUACUACCACCGUCUUCUCUUCUCGGAAACCUCUCCAGGCAAGCGUCCCUCAAUCUCACCACCCCAUGGCUGAAGGGGUCUGGGUUCAGUCACUGCGAACUGUACAAGUACCCGCUGAAUAUGAGCAGCUACACGGAGAACGUGCCGAGAGACGUGGUGCCGUGCACUAGAGGAUGGGAGUACGGCAAACCCGCGGGUCUCCAGAACAAUUUAGUGACCGAGUGGGACUUAGUAUGUGCCAACUACUGGAAGAUUCCACUCCAACACAUUUGUUUUAUGACAGGCUGGACCUUGGGCUAUAUACUCCUUGGCACUAUGUGUGACUGGUUGGGUCGUCGGUGUGCUCUGCUGCUGUCAGUGGUUCUCUCUGGUCUGCUGGGAAUCAUGGCUUGUCUUUCUAACAGUCCUUCUGCAUUCCCAUUUCUUCGACUCUGCCAAGGCUCAACAUUAGCUGGAGUGUUUUUGUCAUCUUAUAUUGCACGACUGGAAUGGUGUGACCCGCCUCACAGACUCAUGGUGUCCAUGGUCAGUGGCUUCUUUGCCGUGUUUGCAGAGCUUUUGUUGCCAGGGCUUGCCGUGCUUUGUCGUGAUUGGCCUGUACUUCAGGCUGUUGCCACACUGCCCCUGCUGCUAUUACUUUCUUAUUGGUGCUGUGCUUCAGUGUUCCCAGAAUCUCCUCGUUGGCUCAUAGCUACAUCUCAGAUUUCUCAAGCAAAGAAGUGUCUCCAGUCUUUUUCAGCACGAAAUGGCAUGUGUGUUAGUGAUGAGCUCUACCCUGCCGAAACACUGCUGUCAGACCUGCAUGGAGGGCUUGUUCUGGUUCUGUCUGUAGUGGGUCUCCUCUCGUCUCAGGCUUUGGCCAUGCUCAGUGUGUUCUUUGGCAGUGAAGUCAUGCCAACUGUUGUCCGUGGUGGUACAUUGGGCCUGAUCAUGGCCGCAGGCUGCGUGGGAAUGGCUGCAUCCUCUCUAAUGGAGCUCCAGAAUAACGGCGGCUAUUUCCUCCAUCACGUGAUCUUUGCCUCCUUCGCCGUUCUCUCUGUCCUGUGCAUCAUGUUGCUGCCAGAGAGCAAACACAAACCUCUGCCAGACUCGCUUAAAGAUGGAGAGCGGCAACGACGUCCUCCUCUCUUCCUCUCACGCAUCAACCGGGACAACCCACCCUUACUGCGCAUGCAGCCGCAGAGCUCAGAGUACAACCGGGAUAAUUACUCCCGUCUCGUCACUGCCACCAAAAAGAUGCUCACCACAGAUGCUCUGCCAUACAAGAUCUCCAUUUCGCCACAAGCACCUCUACUGGCCAGUAAUGGCACUGCUCCAGACGCCAAUGACGACUCGUCCUAGCAUUUCACCAAAGCUGUUUUUGACACGCAGGACCUCAUCUCAUAGCAUGACCAAUUUGGUCACUGCGUCUUUUCCCAGGGAAGACGUCGUCUUGGUGCUUAAAAUGUGGAGUAUGUUGAGUAUUUGGUUGAUGAAUGGUGAAGUGUUCAGUUUUUUUGUGACUUUGUACAUUUAUUUUGUAUUGUUUGGGAACCCAAACUCUAUGCAGAGAUGUUGCUGGGAGACUCUGUCCAUAGUUUAUAAGCUUAAACAUCAUGUCUCUCCUUUAUGUUUGAAUGAAGUUUAAGAUUUAGUACCAUACCCACUAAUAGUCGCCUGAGAGUCAUCGCCUGUCCACUUAGUGGGUGCAUCUCAUGCCUCUCAUUAGUGUAGUCUUGUGACUAAAA
Sinocyclocheilus rhinocerous is the source of this 2039-nucleotide messenger RNA. Its product is annotated as putative solute carrier family 22 member 31. Gene Ontology annotation, biological process: transmembrane transport. Bases 7 to 1653 code for a protein of 548 amino acids. The record is from RefSeq and is a predicted model, not a curated record. The transcript has 7 exons. NCBI's taxonomy places the organism in Eukaryota, Metazoa, Chordata, Actinopteri, Cypriniformes, Cyprinidae. Gene Ontology annotation, cellular component: membrane. Gene Ontology annotation, molecular function: transmembrane transporter activity.